AUGAGUCUGGACACUCAAAAAGCUUUGCAAAGUAAUAUAUAUCAAAGUUCCUCAGAAGCAAUUACUUCUAUAUAUCAACAAGCUUUUUCUACAAAAACUAGAUUAGAUGGUCUCUUAGUUAUGGGUUAUGAUGAUUCAGAGAUAUGUAAAAUAUUACUUUCCAAUAUUUAUUUUCAUCUUUAUACUUUUAAAAUUGGAAACUUAAACAUGAUUAUUUUUGAAAUUGAAUUUAAUAAUAAUAAUGUGAUUGUUAGAAUUUAUCAAAAUUUUCAAGAAAUUCAAAUUUUUUGUGAUACUAACCCUAAUUCUGUUUGGAGUAAAAUUGGUAUAUUAGUACAAUUUACAGGAAGCAUGCUAUUUGGACUUAAACAUGAACGAACAAAGUCAGAAAUCAGCAAAGAACUAACUCUUUUUACUACUUCAAAAACUCACGAAAAGGUCGCAGAACAAUUUUGGAGUGCAUUUCAGGAUGCUUUAGAUGUUAACAUUCGUGAAAUAGAUGGAAAGAGAAGAAUAUU
Dentiscutata heterogama is the source of this 518-nucleotide messenger RNA. NCBI's taxonomy places the organism in Eukaryota, Fungi, Glomeromycota, Glomeromycetes, Diversisporales, Gigasporaceae. The record is from the annotation of a GenBank genome assembly.